CACUUUUUGGCCAUUUUGAUUUUGGCCAAAUUCGGCCAAAAUGACGGUGGCAUUUUUGUAAAUAAACCAAUUUUUUUGAGCUAUCGCGAAAAAGUGAAACGAAAGCAAGAAAAAGUGCAAGCGAAACAUGAAAAAGUGUAAACUUUUCACUUUGCACGUUAAGACCUCUUUUUAUUUGAACCAUCCCCUAUAUAUGUGUGUGUGUGUGUGUGUGUGUGUCAUGUAACACAUGGUACUUAGGAAUGAAUGAAAAACUUUUUUGAUUAGUUAUUUUUUUGUUAAUUUUCCGGUCUUGGUCUAAAUUGAAAAAGAUUAGGACCAAGGCUUGUCCCAUAUCAUUAAUUCAUAAUUCGAAACGUUAUUACUAAUUGGAUUGAGAUCGGGAUAACUUUAAUCUAAGACUGUGCCCGCCCCAACUCCUUUCACGGCAUAAACUACGACCGUGCAUUAACUCCUUGUAUGUCAAUAUAUUGUACCAUUAACUUACGAAUACUUUAGCACGCAUUUCUCCCCUUUUAAAUAUUUCAACAUGUACAUAACUCAAACAAAUUAAGAAUUAUUAUUGGGAUCCAUUCUUAAUUCGAGAAGUUUUGGAAAAUUCUAAAGCUUUCUAGAGGAAUGUGGAAUUUUCUAGAAUGUUUUGGAGAACUCAAGAGAAGUGUAGAAGCUUUUGGAAGAAUGUGGAACCCUUUCGAAUAUUUUAUAAAUGUGCAGAACCUUCCAGAAUCUUAUAGAAGAAGAGUAUGGAAAAAUAUGGAUAUGAGUAGAGACUCCUAGAGUGUACGUGUGGAGCAUUCUGGAGAAUCUAUCUCCAAUGUUGGAUACAAACAAUCAUCAACAUUCAUGUAAGGCUGAUAGAUCUUCCAACUCAGGUCUCCGGCCACACGAACUCAAAGGUUCUGAAACAUCUCACAACCACCACAAAAGAACCUACCGGACUGGGAACCACCACCAAGGUACCAAAACCCAAACCCCAAACCCAGCUACCCUCUCAAACCUCACCCUAGAAUUCUCAGAGCGCGCGCACACACACACACACGAAGGAGGUGAAGAGAGGAGCGGAAGAAGGAGAAAGGCUAGAGAGAAGCCAGACCCUCUCUCUCUAAAUAGAAGGCUCUAGAACUAGGGUUACACAUAUGCGGCUCACUCUUCCCGGCAGAGAGACAGGUCAAAGAUUAAAUAGGCGGGUCAUGGAAAGCCCAACAAUGUAAGUAGGUCACAAAGAGUAAAGGGGCCGAACACAAGGGAUGGAUCAAGCAAGUAGGUAAAUGGGCUGGGUGGUAACCAAAUGAUAAAGGUCCAAGUCCCGGGUAAAUUGGAGAAGAAGGCCAAGGCCCAUAAAGCCAAUACCUCUCACAUUCUCCACCCUAUUGGUCCUAUGUGGUGUAGAGCAAAAAUGCGGCAUGGAAAAGACUCAUCAUCGCUGGUUGCCCAAGGCAUCCAAGGAUAUCUUAGGCCAACAAUUGGAGGUAUCCAAAAGACACUCCCUGGGUUACACAGGACCCAGAAACACAAAUUGAAAAGUAUGAUGCACACUUUCCUGAUCCAGAAGGAUCAAAGGGACAAACCGGAAGCCCAGAGAACACCAUGUUCUCAGAGCAAAGUCCAGAAGUGCAAACAACACUCCAUGGACCUAACCACCUGCAAAAACAAACAAUAUCUAACCACAAUCCAGAUUUAAUGUUCAUUUACAAGAAAGUAACUUCUCAACAGAGAGACACUUUGUCCCCAUAUCAGCAAGGUUGAACUCUGAUGGUAUCUUCUCCAGCAUGAUAUUAAUAAUGUAAUAAUUAGGGAUUACUUUGUAAUAUUCCAUAACUCUGUAUUAUUAUAAAUACAAGGCUAAGGCACCCAAUAGGGCAACCAUUAUUCUCCCAAUUAUAAUUUCGUAUAUGGUAUCAGUCGCCUAGGUUAUUUGUUUCCGUCUCUCACACAUGGCCGACGCCACCAGCAACGUCGCCUCCCAACCGGCGCCCUCCACACAGGUGCGGCCACAAUUCUCUUGCCUUCCAUUCUCUCAGGCGCCCAUUGUCCGGGUGCAGCCCUCGACCAGUGUCGUUCCACAGAUGUCUGGCACGACCUUCUCCCUUCACUCCGGUUCGAGUAGUGCGACUCCAUCCCCAGGACAGUCGCGUAUGACGGACGAAUCACAGCCGACAUGGUCUCCCCUUGCUUUAUCUCUCCGUCAACGGCUUGGUGACUCACAUCACGUUGAUCAAUAUCGCUUGUUUGGCAUGCCGGCCCCGUUCACAUGGACACCGACGGCAACCCUACCUCCGCCGCCAAUCCUGACCUCAGUCCCUGACAUCGGUCCCUCCUCGCUGCCAUACGCUGGUCCGACCUUCAUCACACAGACAGCUCCUCCAUCUCUGCCGCAUGUGUCCAUCUCGGUUGACUCGGGUAAUGUUCCCCCUACAACUUUUUUAUCUACUUUAGCAUCACAAUUGGCGUUCUCUACGCCAAAUGUGACCAAUAAUGUUACCACCCGAUUGUCCGCUGUUGAGGAUUGCUUACCAUGGUGAACCCAAUUUGAGUCUUUCCUCGUAUCCCAAAGCCUUCUUGGGAUAGUGGACGGAUCAAUUUGGGUCUCAACCACCAUGGAUCCAGAUUAUCAUCAUUGGUUGAAGAUAGACCAAACGGUUAGGUCUUGGAUUUUUGCUACUCUUGCUAGAGAUAUUUUGAUGGAGGUAUAUGAUCUAAAAUUUUCUCAUCUCAUUUGGGCACGUCUUGACACCCGUUUUAUGUCUGCCUGUUUUGCUCGGUCUGUUGAACUUAAACGUUCGUUGUCCCAUAUUAAAAAGAAAGAGUCACAAAACAUGGAUCAAUAUUUGCUGGAAAUUAAACUGAUGGUUGAUGCACUUGCUAUGAUUAAUUCUCCUGUUAGUAAUCGUGAGUUGAAGGAAUAUACUAUAUUGGGUUUGGGCCAUGAAUAUGAAUCCCUUAUCAACACCAUUUCAUAUUUUCGUGGGAAUGCUACACUUGAGUCUCUUCGGCCCAUUCUUCAAGCGCAGGAGCAAAGGAAUGCUACCGUUUCGUCCCAAGAUGCUUCCACGGUGCACCAGGCUUUGGCAACGGCUCCGGCACCACAGGGCCGAGGGUCUGCUCCUCGUGGAUAUGGUGCAGGGGCACCUCGAGGACACGGUGGUUGAGGCAACCAAGGGUGACGACCUCGGGGUGGUCGUGGACGCGGCGGCCGAUGCUAUCAUCCGCAGUAUCAGCAAUUCUUUGGGGGUUAUCUGUUAUAUGGGGCACCCUACGGGCAGCCGGCUCCCCCACGUGGACCUCCAUAUUCUAGCAGCACAGGUUUUCCUUCUGCUGAGAAAUCCUAUCCAUCUUCUGCUCCACCUGUUGUCUGUCAGCUGUGUUUCUCUCCAGGUCAUUCCGCACUUAACUGCUCCCGCUUUACUACUCAAAAUACUUCUGCUCUUGCGUCUCUUCCCUCUGGUGAGACGCGUGAUUCGGUCUGGUAUCCUGAUUCUGGGGCUUCCACACACAUGACUCCUCAUGAAGGUAUUUUAUCUUCUAAAUUUCCUUAUACUGGCCCGAAUCAAGUAUGUGUUGCUAAUGGUACAAAUAUACCUAUUUCUAAUAUUGGUCACGUUAAAUUAAUCACAUCUAACCGCCCUCUACAUCUAAAAACCUGUUUAUCAUGUCCCACACAUUAAAUACAAUUUACUUUCUAUACAAAGUAAUCCCUAAUUAUUACAUUAUUAGAGAAAUUAUAUUUUCCUAUAUGGUAUCAGUCGCCUAGGUUAUUUUUUAACGUCUCUCACCCAUGGCCCAAAAUAAAAAUGCCAAUAUCUGCCAGAAGUGAUCUGAUGAAGAGUGCAUCCUGAACAAUAUAAGCAAUGGCCAUGUAUUCGGCCUCAGUAGAGGAUUUGGACACUGUGGGCUGUUUCUUGGAGCGCCAUGAAAUCAAAUUGGAGCCCAGAAACACCGCAUAGCACGUAGUAGAUCGUGAGCUUUCUUG
Molecule: messenger RNA, 3970 nt
Organism: Cuscuta europaea
Lineage: Eukaryota; Viridiplantae; Streptophyta; Magnoliopsida; Solanales; Convolvulaceae
Source: the annotation of a GenBank genome assembly